UAUAAACAAGAAGAGAGAUGGCGCUCGGAGCGUGGACCCGGCGCGGUGAGGGACACUGCUGGUUCCUUCCCCUGCCACUGGGCGGCGCUGGCGUGGCCUCCAUGGGGUGGUGAAGAUAGUGUUAUCAGAAAGCAGGUUAUCUGCAAUCUCCACGUUGUGAUAACCUCCUCUCUCAUUAUUACCAAACAAAACAAACACCAGCCAGGCCAGUAUGGUGUUCUAUGGAGGCGGGAGGAGGAGCGGCCAGCGCGCAAGGCUCAGUGUGCGGCGGCCAGCGGAGCCUCUGCGGCUAGACUGAACGCGUUUUUGUCAAAGUGGUUCGGGUCAAAGCACGCCAGGAUUUCGUUCCCUCAGCGCGCGUCCCCCAAGUGGAAGUGUGGAAGAGGCAAGUUUACGGGCGAGCGGGGGCAGGUGCUUGUGGCGGGGCUGUACGUCAAGUGGCACCGUCAUCACCAGCCCCGUGGUGCCCCUCCCCUCCCCGCCCCUCCCCCUUCACUCGCUGACCCCCGACCCCAUAAUGCCAGAGCGCCCCCGUCCGCGCCAAAGGAAUGUAACGUCUUUGACAAGUGGCCGCAGAAGCGAUACUCCCACGAGAGGCACUCGCGCACGAGCACUCACGAACGCCGCGGCAAAAUAUUCGUAAAAGCCUCAAGGGCCCUCAGUAAAUCAGUACGGGUCAAGCAGUGCCGGACAGUGCCGCCAACUGAACUGUGACAGUGCUGCCUUUAGGAACAUUAAGUGACCACCACCGGCCCGGGAUGGCCCCACCACCACAACCAUCACCACCACCACCGUGCCCGCCGCCACCAUCGGUUGACAACACUCUUAGAUAACGUUCCUGAUAAGACUUAACGGUCACACGCCCAUGGAGGGACGUGUGUUGCCCCGCCCCGCCCCGCCGCCACGCCCCCCCUCAGUCGUCGCCUACACGUCCGCACCGCCAGAGGGAAGAUAUUUAGAGUUCCUCCUCGGGGCAGUGUGAGGCCAUAGCUCCUCGCUGGCUUCCUUUCUUAUGGCGAGUCUGUUCGCUGCAUUACAUCGUACGAUACUGAAACUUUGGUGAAGCCAAGACGGUCUCGGCGCUGCCUCCAGUUUGGUGCAACUGUACACCGCGUUUUCUGUUGAGUGAAGUUCCUUCCAUGACAGAGUAUUUGGAAAUAAGAAAGCAUAAUACACUUAGAAACAGGUGGUGAAGGAAAUCUGUGUGACAAAGGAAACUGAAUCAGAUUCCAAGAUGUACUGACAGGAAGUGAAAAAAAAAUAUAAAAUACACCUGAAAGAAGCGAGUGACUCACUGAAAAGCAUCACGAGUGAGAAGACUUGAAAAUGAGUGUGAUCUAGUGAGUGAGGCGAAGGUAGGUGUCUGAUGGGCGGGUGUUAGCACGCCGCGCCUCACCACCAUGGAGGAGGACGGGACCGCCUGGUACGCUGACGGGGCCCCAGGGACUCAGUCUGUAUUGCAGGAGGGGCCGUCAGACAUGCAUCUAAAGGACGAGACGCCCCUCGAGGGCCCCCUGGACACACACACGCCCAUGGACGCCGCGGACUCUAACGCCCUGACAGCGAUAAACGUGGAGGCUCACGUUACGAGUGGCCACCAGGUGGAGGGACAGCAGGGCGCGCUGCUCCCCCUGGAGGAGGUGGAUGGGUUUUUCACUUCGCUAGACUCCAGUGGGCGCGAACACAGACCCCGCUACUACAGCCACGCCCACAACCCCAGCCCCAGCCACGCCUUGCAGCAGUACCCGCACAACGCCCACGGCCGGGUGGGAACCAGCCCUGUCCGCCCACACUACCCAACGCCCCUGCACGCCACCUGGUUUCCGGAGCACUCCAGGGCUGUGGGCGUGACUCACUCUCCCUCCACGUCAUGGGUGCCGCCGCUCACCUCCCGGCCGCCGCCUCCCGCGCCCCUCCACCACCCGCAUCUCUUCACAUUCCCGCCCACCCCACCCAAGGAUGCCACGCCAGACACCAUUGGCAUGACGGCGGUGGCUCACGACUACAGCUGCGUCACCACCUCAGCGGCCUCGCACGCCGCCCACCAGCAGGGUCUGGAGAUGUCCCUGGCGGAGGUCAAGUCGCCCGCCACCCUGUUGCCCCUCAUGGGCGGCUCCAAACGCGAAGAGGGCCGUGAGUGCGUCAACUGCGGCGCCACGUCGACGCCGCUGUGGCGACGCGACGGCAACGGCCACUACCUGUGCAACGCCUGCGGCCUCUACUACAAGAUGAACGGACAGAACCGCCCGCUCAUCAAGCCCAAGCAGCGCAUGUCGGCCCAGCGGCGGGCGGGCACCAGCUGCGCCAACUGCAAGACCACCACCACCACGCUGUGGCGACGCAACCAGAACGGCGAGCCUGUGUGUAACGCGUGUGGCCUGUACUACAAGCUGCACAACGUGAACCGCCCGCUCACCAUGAAGAAGGAGGGCAUCCAGACCCGCAACCGCAAGCUGAGCUCCAAGUCCAAGAAGAAGAAGGGAAUGCUGGGCUUCCCGGACAUGCUGAAGCCCCUGGACAAGGGCGGCUUUGGCAGCUUUGGUACCGGCGGCUCCGGGUUCGGCUCCAUGUCCCACUACAUGUACGGCGGCCAGAUGCACGGCUCCUCCAUGGCGGGCGGCUUCAUGUCGGCGCCGCCCAUGCACGGCAUGUCCGCCAUGUCGGGCGUCGGGCUCGGCCUCUCCUCCACCUCACAGAUCCAGAUCCCCUCCAGUCUGGGACUGCAGCCUCCCGUGAAUGGCUGGCGAUCUGACUACACAUGACCUGACGUCCUGUCCGUGACCUUAUAGUGGGCGUGAAGACAGAGGAGCCGCCCCAUUGAGCGUGGCACUGGGCGAGCCUGCUGGUGCCACCAUGGCCCCUCUGCCUGCGGUGCCGCCCUCGAGUGGAGGCGGUGCUCCAGGACCCAGCCAGUGCCGCCCCCAGGACCAAUGGCCACAAAUACAUUCCUUUCUUCGACAUGGAACAUUAUUUUGCUUACAAGUUUCCCUUUGUGUCACAUCUGCCCGCCCCCACCGCGGCUACGUGGAGGCGUGGAGGGGUCCCGUCAAGGCUGACGAGUGUUGUUGUCCCUUGGGCUGAAUUGAGUCACAGUAAAAUGUACGGCAGACAUUGCUUUCCGUCGUGCCAGUUGACAAGAAUAGUGACUGACUAAAUAAAUAAAGGUUAUGUACCUAAGCCAAUCACAAUAGUCUGACGUGAAGCAAUGAUGAAACAACUGACAGCUCGAGGUUCGCCAGGAAAAUGGUUCUGGUUCUGCCAAUUAUUUCAAAUGCGAUGGAACAAGUUUUAUAAACAUUUCUGCAUCAGCGCGACGCUGUCACAAAUAUUUACCUGACUCGCACAGCUCCCAGCGACUGAUGCGCCAUAAAGCCUGAACUAUUUUUAAUGUGUUUAGUAUACAAAUAAAAAAAAUAAUUCUUGUUGUGAUGUAAAUAAAAACAUAUAGACUAUCUAAGCCUAAAGAGCAUAUCUGUAAGCACUGGACGCAUCGUGUGUCGGCAUUGUUACUGCCGGUAGUCCAAACACGUCAAGUCAUUCGGCCUCGCGUUCUCCGCUGAGUGUGUUGCGACGUCAUCUGAGAGUCCCCGGCAGAUCAAGAGUCCCGGGCCAGCCAAGAAUCAGGGCAGUAUGUCAGACGCUCAUUUCCCUUCAGUAGGUGCUUGACGCCUGUGGGUGGCGGUGAAGGUGGGUGAGGCUUGGCGCCCACACCUGACAUCCCCGAGCCUCGCCACACCAACAUACAAAUUAUUAUCGUGCAUUAUAUUCUCUCUUUUGCCGACUUUGUCACGGUAAAUUUGGCAGCUUGGGACGCGAGGCCACGGUAACACUGCCACUGAUACUCUCGCUUAGUGAUUCGUCUACGUAAUAUUCACUUUUUUUUCUCUAUAACAUACGGCAAGUUUAUUCCUACAAAAAGUUUAAUUAUAAGACACUUGAUCAUUUCAUCUGAAUAAUCCUGCACCUUAUGAUUACGUGAGGAUUUUGAUAGAAAUAAAAUAUUAGUUUGCUGCAUGUUCCUUUACAAGACCCAAAAUUACCAGUCAAUCAACGAGUGAGAGCAUCAGUCACUGGCAGUGUCACCGUCCUCCCACGCCCUCAUGUGAUAAAAUUAUUGUGACAGACUUGGUGACGAGGGGUAUAUGUAGUGACGAUGCUGUAUUUGACUAAGAAAAACUUUCUAAACAACGAAAGAUUUAUAAGUAAUGUAUCAUAACUAAGACUACAUGAAAACAAAUUUGAAUACCAAGACUACCAUCAGUACAUUUGUCAUGAUAAAAAAAAAAUAAAUAAAUAAAAAAAUACAAAGUGCGAUGCAUCAAUAUAUAUUUUCAAAAUGUCUGUGUAUACAAUAAUUUCCCAUUUUAUUUUGCAUUAUAUUUCUUCUUUCACUUAUGAGUGUUUCAGAAUCUCCGUUGGUUUAGCAAGAGCACGUGAUGAGAGGCAGGAGAAGGAAGGGGAGGAGGGUGUGUAAAAGCAAGUAGUGUCGUGUCUCCAGGCAUUCAUUCCCUUGUGUUACUGUUUCUUAUAUAAUCGUUGUGCUGUAAAUGUUAUGAAAAAAAAAAGUCGUCAGUUGAUUUGUUUUGCUUUAUAUAUAGAACGCCUUGAGUGUCACAAUGCAGUGGUGUGGUGUGGUGUGAUGGAGGUGUGUGUGUGUGUGUGUGUGUGUGUGUGUGUGUGUGUGUGUGUGUGUGUGUGUGUGUGUGUGUGUGUGUGUGUGUGUGUGUGUGUGUGUGUGUGUGUGUGUGUGUGUGUGUGUGUGUGUGUGUGUGUGUGUGUGUGUGUGUGAGAGAGAGAGAGAGAGAGAGAGAGAGAGAGAGAGAGAGAGAGAAA
Molecule: messenger RNA, 4833 nt
Organism: Scylla paramamosain (green mud crab)
Lineage: Eukaryota; Metazoa; Arthropoda; Malacostraca; Decapoda; Portunidae
Product: GATA-binding factor C-like
Exons: 7
Coding region: 1401-2762 (453 amino acids)
Biological process (GO): positive regulation of transcription by RNA polymerase II; negative regulation of transcription by RNA polymerase II; cell fate commitment
Molecular function (GO): zinc ion binding; RNA polymerase II cis-regulatory region sequence-specific DNA binding; DNA-binding transcription factor activity, RNA polymerase II-specific
Source: RefSeq, a predicted model, not a curated record